GCAUUUGUCACAUGCUGCCCAAGGGUCACGUGCUGAGGUGGCACAGCCGUGCACAGCCGGGCUGGUGGGACUGCGAUGGCGUCUGUCACCCAACAUCAGGUGCAGAAGUUCCAUGAGGAUGGUUUCCUUGUCCUGGAGCACUUCUUCAGCCCGGAGGAGUGUGACAGCAUGAGGAGCAGCAUCCAGAGGAUCCUGGAUGGGAUGGAGGUGCCCCCACACUGCCGGACUGAGUUCUCCACCAAGGAAGAGGAGCAGCUCCAGGCACAGGGGAGCUCUGAUUAUUUCCUCACCAGUGGAGACAAGAUCAGGUUCUUCUUUGAGAAAGGUGUUUUGGAUGAGCGAGGCAACUUCCUAAUUGCAAAGGAGAAAUCUGUCAGUAAGGUUGGUCAUGCCUUGCACGCUCAUGAUCCUGUCUUCAAGCAGAUCACUCACUCCCCCAAGGUGCAGGAACUGGGGAGGAAACUGGGUUUGGAGAGACCAGUGGUUGUACAGAGCAUGUACAUCUUCAAGCAACCCGGCAUCGGUGGGGAAGUGACACCACACCAGGAUGCCACAUUCCUGCACACGGAGCCCCUGGGCCGGGUCCUGGGCUUCUGGAUUGCACUGGAGGACGCCACACAGGAGAAUGGCUGCUUGUGGUUCAUUCCUGGCUCCCACACCAGUGGGAUAACCCGCAGAAUGGUGCGUGCAGCCCAAGGUGCCUCGACGUGUGUGGAGUUUGUAGGGUCAGAGCCGGCCUACGAUGACAGCAAGUUCAUACCCGUGCCCAUAAGUAAAGGUGGGCUCAUUGUCAUCCAUGGAGAAGUCGUCCAUAAGAGUGACAUGAACUGCUCGGGGUUCUCUCGCCAUGUGUACACCUUCCAUGUGAUGGAGGCUGAAGGCACCAGCUGGAGCAAGGAGAACUGGCUCCAGCCGACUCCUGAACUGCCUUUUCCACCUCUCUACACUUGAUGUUCACAAUUGGCUUCUGGACUCAACUAGCUGGUUGGUGUUCCUGUGAUUGCUUGUCUGUGUUCUCUUUAAAUGCGGCUCACUAGAUCAAUGCUCAAGAUAAAAUUAUCCCCUGAGAGCAAGCUCCCUUCAUGCAGCUGAAUCUGCCUGCCUUAGGUAGAAGCUUCUGCUGCAGAAUGAGCCCUGCUAUGAGGGUAGUAGCCCAGUCCUUUUGGUGAGGAAAUUUCUUCUGUCUCUGCAGUAGGCCAUUAAGGAGUGUUCCACCUUGACCAUGGCAAUGGUUGAGAAGUAUUUCUUGUUGCAGAGCUGUAGCAUUUGAAGUCAAGAGCUCAUUUGGUGCUUGGUUCUGUUAUUGGCAGUGCAGGUGAAUGUGCGGUGUGAAGAUGGCUGACUUUUAGCCUUGGGUCGCUGUCCUAUUGUUUGGAUAGUAAUAAAGACAAUGCUACCAUGGGCAAAAAUGAAUCUAAGGUCUCCUUUUAUAUAAUUAAUUACUCUUCUGGGUACUUCUUGCAAAUUGCAGCUGCAUGUUUGAUCUCCAGGCCUGAUUAAAAAUAUUACUGUUCUUAAAGAUGUUGAAAAUACGAGCAUAACAACCCCCCCCUCAUGAGAAAUAAAAGAUCAUAAGUCUUCA
Molecule: messenger RNA, 1582 nt
Organism: Coturnix japonica (Japanese quail)
Lineage: Eukaryota; Metazoa; Chordata; Aves; Galliformes; Phasianidae
Gene: PHYHD1
Product: phytanoyl-CoA dioxygenase domain containing 1
Source: RefSeq, a predicted model, not a curated record